CCGUUCAGAGCAAAGAAGAAAACGAAAACGAAGCAACUGUACUUACUUUACUUCCUAUUGGCUUCUUUCCUUCUAUUCUCUGCUUCACAUCAAACAUAUUCAGGCUGCCACUCCCCAAUCCCUAAUCUCAAUCUCUCUUCUUUCAUCACUUUUCUUUCAUUUUUCCUGUUUGCCAAACAGCGUCAACCCUGAACCCCCUGUUUUCGUCCAGACCCUGACUGUACUUUUCCGUAGCGGCGGCAGUGGUGGGUCAAUUAGUUUAAGUCGCCGGCGGUAAGAGAGAAAAAGAAAACAAAUGACUGAGCUGCAAAUUUCAGAGACAGAGAGUAGCUCUAACUCCUUCUGUUCUCUUCCGUUAUCACCCUCAUCUCCUGGUUCAACUCAUUCACAUACUAGCUCAGCCCCUAACUCAACUACUACUGUGAACGUUAAACCAGAAGCCAGUUUGGAUUCUAACAAGAGGAGUAAGAGACUGAGGGAUUCGAGCAAGCAUCCAGUAUACCGUGGCGUCCGAAUGCGAAGCUGGGGAAAAUGGGUGUCCGAAAUCCGAGAGCCACGCAAAAAAUCACGCAUUUGGCUCGGCACUUUCCCCACAUCCGAAAUGGCGGCCCGCGCUCACGAUGCCGCCUCUUUAAGCAUCAAAGGCGACUCAGCGAUUCUCAACUUCCCUCAACUGGCCAACUCGUUACCUCGACCCGCGUCAUCAGCACCCCGUGACGUCCAAGCCGCGGCAGCCAAAGCUGCCCAGAUGGAACAAUUUGAGUCUCCCCCAUCGUCUUCCACACUGUCGUCGUCGCCAUCGCUGUCGUCUUUGGUUUCUCAUAUGGACUUAUCUUCAGGGUCGGACGAGUUAAGCGAGAUAGUGGAGCUGCCAAGUCUAGGGCCGAGCUAUGACUCAGUGGAGUUGAAGAAUGAACUCGUGUUUAUAGAGUCGGUGGAUGGGUUGUUUUAUCCUCCUCCAUGGAUUCAAAGCUUGGAAGAUUGCGGGUAUGCUUGCGAUCAAUUAGUAGUCCCAGAGAGCAUUUUACAAAAUGGUUUCGAAGAAAGUUUGGUAUGGGAGUAUUAGUGUUUUUGUGUUGUUAAUGAACUCGACUUCGUAUCUUUUCUCUUUGUUUUGGACCCUUUUUGCUAUAUUUCUUUCAAGGGUAAAAAACUAAAAACUCUUGUUUUUUGCUCUGUUUAUUUGACUUUGUGUACAGUGUUUAGGAUGGGAAGAAGAGGAAAGUGUCUUAAACUUUUUGGUUGGUGCAAACACGGCGUCGGGUUUAAUAUAAUGUCCACCCGUGUAUAUUCUCUCAAACAAACAACUUGCCAUUGGAGAAUAGGAAAUGGUAAAAAAAAAAAGUUUAUUUAUUAUUGUGA
Molecule: messenger RNA, 1362 nt
Organism: Hibiscus syriacus
Lineage: Eukaryota; Viridiplantae; Streptophyta; Magnoliopsida; Malvales; Malvaceae
Product: dehydration-responsive element-binding protein 3-like
Exons: 1
Coding region: 296-1066 (256 amino acids)
Biological process (GO): regulation of DNA-templated transcription
Molecular function (GO): DNA-binding transcription factor activity; DNA binding
Source: RefSeq, a predicted model, not a curated record